Molecule: messenger RNA, 375 nt
Organism: Brugia pahangi
Lineage: Eukaryota; Metazoa; Nematoda; Chromadorea; Rhabditida; Onchocercidae
Source: the annotation of a GenBank genome assembly
AUGCAUUGCACAGGUGCUGGUCAUUUACGCUAUUCGCUACUAUCAUCUGACACAUCUAAUACACUGUCAACUCCUUCCAUACCACAACAAUCUGCACCACGGACAAUUUCUUCAGUUAUAACAAAGAAAACAACCGGUGAACAACUAUAUCAGGUUUGUCUUGCUGCUGCUUCAAAUGGAUCGCAUUUUGGAGCAAAAACAUGCGCUGCAUGUGCUGCAUUUUUCAGACGAACAGUUAGCGACGAAAAGAACUAUAUUUGCAAGCGAUCACAGCGUUGUGAUAUAAAGUUAAAUAACGCCACUGGCUAUCGAAAGAUAUGCCGUAGUUGUCGCAUGAAACGAUGUCUUCAUAUUGUUUAUUGCUGGCAUAUCUAA